Messenger RNA from Capsella rubella, 1118 nucleotides. RefSeq names its product monoacylglycerol lipase ABHD6. Gene Ontology annotation, molecular function: catalytic activity. The transcript has 5 exons. Lineage: Eukaryota; Viridiplantae; Streptophyta; Magnoliopsida; Brassicales; Brassicaceae. The record is from RefSeq and is a predicted model, not a curated record. Bases 56 to 997 code for a protein of 313 amino acids.
CUAUCUUUAAAACAUAUCCAAACAAGAACCAAAAACAAAAGAUAGAGUAAACACAAUGGUGAACAUUGUGGAGUCGCAAAAACCUUUGUUGUACAGUCUCAUAAAAUUGGCUGGCGUCAUUCCCUACACCGUAGAGACUGAACCAGGGACGAAGAUGAACUUCUGGAUCCCCAAAGAAACCCUAAAAAAACCAAAAAAAUCUGACAAAAACUCUGCCGUGGAACCCAAAAAACCUACCAAACCAGUCGUCUUGCUCAUCCAUGGCUUUGCAGCAGAAGGGAUCGUUACGUGGCAGUUCCAGGUUAGAUCAUUAGCCAAGAAGUACUCAGUCUAUAUACCUGACCUCCUCUUCUUUGGUGGGUCUUACUCCGACAACCCGGACAGGUCACCAGCGUUUCAAGCUCACUGUUUAGUCAAGUCUCUUCGUAUCCUCGGCGUGGAUAAGUUUUUCCUUGUAGGGUUUAGUUAUGGUGGCAUGGUGGCUUUCAAGAUCGCCGAGGAGUACCCUGAGAUGGUCCGGGCCAUGGUGGUCUCAGGUUCGAUACUUGCGAUGACUGAUACGAUCAGUGAGUCUAACUUGAACCAGUUAGGUUUCAAGUCGUCGACAGAUCUUUUGUUACCAACUUCGGUGAAAGGACUCAAGACUCUCUUCAGCCUUGCUGUUCAUAGACCCAUGUGGUUCCCGAACCGGCUCUUUAAGGAUUUCAUUGAGGUGAUGAUUACCAAUAGGAAGGAAAGAGCCGAAUUGUUAGAAGCUUUGGUCAUCAGCAACAAAGAUACGACUAUCCCUCGAUUUCAACAGAAAAUACAUCUUCUAUGGGGUGAAAGCGAUCAAAUUUUUAACAUUGGAUUUGCCAAGAAAAUGAAAGAGCAAUUAGGAGAAAAUGCAACAAUGGAGAGCAUAAAAAAAGCAGGUCACUUGGCACAUUUGGAGAGACCUUGUGUCUAUAACAGGCGACUCAAAAAGUUUCUUGCUUCGGUUUACUCCGAAAGCUAAACAAUUCGAUGUAAAACUGAAUCAAUACAUAAAUGAUUCAUAUCUACUUUGAUUUUAAUUCUUCUGUCAAAAAUAAUGUAACCUCAUAUAUAUCUCAUAAAUAAUAUGUGGUUUAUUGAAA